AGUCCAACCUGCAUGUCUGCAGUUUAUAACCAAUCAACAAAAAGAAAUUGUAAGAAAAUAAACAAAAACGAAAGAUAAGCUAUUUUUAAAGCAUUCUGAGAAAACCUGCAAACUCGGGAACAGAAGAAAGUAUAUGUUAUGAACUUGGUUUUAAAAAAGGAAAAACAAAAUUAUGUUGUCACAAUUUCGAAGUUUUUAAUAUUAAUACCAAAAAUGCCACUUGUUAUUGGUUCAACGAGACUGAUACAGAUUUGCAAGCUUUUGCAUUUGCAUCUUUACUAGUAGAUUACUUACAAAGAAAAGUAUUUGAACUGUAAUCAUCUUUUCUGAUGGUUGCAUCUACCAGAAUCGCAACUCCACAAUGGCAAAUGCACUGUUGUCACUUUCCACCACACACAAUGUAACCAUUGUACAAAAAUAUGUGGUAAAAGGACACACAAAUAUGGAAUGCGACAGCGUUCACGCUACUUUCGAGAAAAAACUAGAAAACAAGACUAUAUCAAUUCCUCAUGACUUUCAGCGGAUCACAGAAAAAGCAAGAAUAAAUCCUAACCCUUAUGAAGUCGUGUCCCCAAGUUUUUGUAUCUUUAAAAACUACAAUAUAGACCUGGUAUGUAAAUCAAUUCGGCCUGGAAGAAAACCAAAUGACCCUACAGUGACGAUAUUCGAGCGUUAAAAUAUGAAAAUGGAGAAAUAGAGUACAAAAUGGAUUUUAACGACAAAUUUCUUCCCCUCUUCCUCAGCGUCCAAAAAGAAGCAUAAAAAAGAGUUGUCUAAUUUCCAAGAUUAUUCACUGGAAAACUUCCAAUUACGAACCAAAAAUUUACACAUCUUCAAGAAAUAAAAACUAAACUUUUGGUCAUUUUAUAACUAAUUACACACAUAAUCAAUUUUAAAAUAAGUACUUAUUUAGAAUUUAAGUUUUAAUUUUGUUACUAAAUUG
Messenger RNA from Psylliodes chrysocephalus, 943 nucleotides. Lineage: Eukaryota; Metazoa; Arthropoda; Insecta; Coleoptera; Chrysomelidae. The record is from the annotation of a GenBank genome assembly.